UUGGAGUCUCAGCCGUCUCACCCAGCACUGGCUUUGUGUGGCACAGCACUGGGUUCUACAGCUCUCUGUGGUUUCCAAAGGUCAGUACUCAGGAUGGACAUUCCCCUUCCAUCCUGUUCACAUGGAAGACACAUGACCAUGAGCCAGCUACUCAUAAAGAGCUGUGGUUGUAUUUGACUAACAGCUUGCAAGAAGUGCUUGUGUGUCUGCAGUGUCUGUCCAGGAGCAACCCGUGAGACAGAAGGAGGAGCGAGGGAUAAGUCUGAAAACAUAAACUUGGUGUAAAUCAGUGCAGCAAGGUCUGUUGAACCAGUAACUCCGUGAGCGCUUCCACGUCGCAGUCGGAUCAUUCCACUCACACCAAAUCUGCUUCUGCUUUGUCGUCUGACUCCAUCUCCACCUCAGCAGACAACUUCUCUCCAGAUUUAAGGGUCCUGAGGGAGGCCAAUAAAUUGGCUGAAAUGGAAGAGCCACCUUUGUUGCCCGGGGAAACCAUUAAAGACAUGGCUAAGGAUGUUACUUACAUCUGCCCCUUCACUGGAGCAAUCAGAGGAACCCUUACUGUUACCAAUUAUAGACUGUAUUUUAAAAGCAUGGAACGGGACCCUCCUUUUGUCCUAGAUGCAUCUUUAGGUGUAAUCAACAGAGUGGAGAAAAUUGGAGGUGCUUCCAGUCGCGGUGAAAAUUCAUAUGGGCUGGAGAUUGUAUGCAAGGAUAUUCGAAACUUGCGGUUUGCUCAUAAGCCUGAAGGGAGAACUAGACGAUCCAUAUUUGAGAACCUAAUGAAAUAUGCUUUUCCAGUUUCAAAUAAUCUGCCACUUUUUGCCUUUGAGUACAAAGAGGUUUUCCCAGAAAAUGGAUGGAAAGUGUAUGACCCAACCUGGGAGUACAGAAGACAGGGAAUUCCCAAUGAAAGCUGGAGGCUGACCAAGAUUAAUGAGCGCUAUGAGCUGUGUGAUACAUACCCUGCCAUUCUAGCUGUGCCUGUAAACAUUCCCGACGAGGAAUUAAAGAGAGUGGCAUCCUUCAGAUCCAGAGGACGCAUACCAGUCUUGUCAUGGAUUCACCCAGAAAGUCAAGCAACAAUCACUCGCUGUAGCCAGCCCAUGGUGGGAGUGAGUGGCAAGCGGAGCAAGGAGGAUGAAAAGUACCUUCAAGCCAUCAUGGAUUCUAAUGCCCAGUCCCAUAAAAUCUUCAUAUUUGAUGCAAGGCCUAGCGUGAAUGCUGUAGCAAAUAAGGCUAAAGGAGGGGGCUAUGAGAGCGAGGAUGCCUAUCAGAAUGCAGAACUAGUGUUCCUGGAUAUUCACAAUAUUCAUGUUAUGAGAGAGUCACUGAGAAAACUGAAAGAAAUUGUGUAUCCCAAUAUCGAGGAGACUCAUUGGCUGUCUAAUUUAGAGUCAACUCACUGGCUGGAGCAUAUCAAGCUCAUUCUUGCUGGAGCCCUUCGGAUUGCUGACAAAGUGGAAUCGGGGAAGACAUCCGUGGUUGUGCACUGCAGUGACGGCUGGGACCGGACAGCCCAGCUCACCUCUCUGGCCCUGCUCAUGCUGGAUGGCUACUACAGAACCAUCAGGGGCUUUGAGGUGCUCGUGGAGAAGGAGUGGCUGAGCUUCGGCCACAGGUUUCAGCUGAGAGUUGGCCACGGGGACAAGAAUCACGCGGAUGCAGAUCGCUCUCCCGUCUUCCUGCAGUUCAUCGACUGUGUCUGGCAAAUGACAAGACAGUUUCCUACAGCAUUUGAGUUCAAUGAGUACUUCCUGAUCACCAUCCUGGACCACCUGUACAGCUGUUUGUUUGGAACCUUCCUGUGCAGCAGUGAGCAGCAGAGAGUGAAGGAGAGCCUUCCAAAAAAGACUGUAUCACUUUGGUCUUACAUCAACAGCCAGCUGGAGGAGUUUACUAACCCCUUGUACGUGAGCUACUCCAACCACGUCCUGUAUCCCGUGGCCAGCAUGCGCCACCUCGAGCUGUGGGUCGGCUACUACAUCCGCUGGAACCCCAGGAUGAAGCCUCAGGAACCUGUUCACAAUCGCUACAAGGAGCUCCUGGCCAAGCGGGCUGAGCUGCAGAAGAAAGUGGAGGAGCUGCAGAGGGAAAUCACCAACCGUUCCAGCUCCUCCUCGGAGCGAGCCGGCUCUCCCGCACAGUGCGUCGCUCCCGUACAGACAGUUGUAUAAUACGGACAUUUUCUGCUGACUAUCUUCCCAGGACCGUGGGGGGCAGCUUUUCCAAAACCUCCUGGAUUUCCAGCAUGGUGCCUGGGACAUGCCCACCUAUUUAUUUAUUUCUCUCCAGGGUAAUUUAUUAGUACUGUAGCACUAGGAAAAGCUUAAAGCAGAAACCAACACAGACAAGGCCCCCUAUGCAAGUCCCCUUCUCAGUGGCUAGCUUACAAUACAAGCCAACUGCACUUGCCACCUGUAAGAAGCCCGGAGCUUGCUCUUUGUUCACUGAUGUGCUGGAAAUCACUUGGCUUGAAAGAGUCUGUGCAUGAGCAUGAAGCACCAUGGAGGAAAAACAUCUGCUCAGAAGUUGGAAAGGCCAAACCUGACUUUAUAUUGGAGCCUCAGAUGCAGCUGUGCCACCACACACCCUCCUGCACAGCAGAGUGAAUGAGGGCCUUUUCCAGCACACCUGGAAAUAAGCAACAGCAGUGUCUGAAACAAGUCAUUCCCUGCACCUCGACCUAGAUCAUAGGAAGCCAUGUAAACGAUGCCUUAUUUAAAGGAAGGGCAGCUUCUCCCAAUAAAACACUGCGGUAGAGGAGCAACACUACAGGACUUGAUUUUGUGGGACAACGUUUACUUCCAUCUCUGCAACUUUAGAAUCUCACUUAUGGUUUACAGUGGGUGUGCCAGAAUGCAACUUAAGCACCUUUAUUUCAGAGGGGGGAGUAGACUGUGGCUCCCCUGGGCUUUCCACAGCUCCUCUGGCCUCCAGUGCCUCGUAGUCAUCAGGGGAAAAGGUAGUGGAAUACCAAGGGGCACGUGUGAACUGCUGGGAUCAGCCAUUACAUUUUGCUUGGGUAAGCAUAAUUAGCAAUUUUAAUGCUUCUGUGCAGGGUUAUAGUGGUGUACUUAUGGUAUUUCAGCUUUCUGCUAACUAAUGGAAGCGACUGUGCAUCAACCAAAGACGCCUUUCUGCCUGCAUUGCAACUGCCGCUUUAGGUUUUCCUGGCAGACUGAACAGCUUAGCCAUUUUCUAACCCUACCUUCUUCCUCAUAGUCUGCUUCAAGAACUGGUGUCACUCUACACUCAAGCUGAAAUUCAAUUUUAAUACAAAAAUUUACUGUAGGAGAUACAACACACUUGGUGAAACCAUGACUGCCCCCUUGCUCUUCCAGACAGGUAAGCACAGGGAUACAGAGGGAUCUUAGAGCAAA
Ficedula albicollis (Collared flycatcher) is the source of this 3383-nucleotide messenger RNA. It is a transcript of the gene MTMR2, whose product is annotated as myotubularin related protein 2. Gene Ontology annotation, biological process: dephosphorylation. Lineage: Eukaryota; Metazoa; Chordata; Aves; Passeriformes; Muscicapidae. Gene Ontology annotation, molecular function: phosphatidylinositol-3,5-bisphosphate 3-phosphatase activity. Bases 462 to 2177 code for a protein of 571 amino acids. The transcript has 16 exons. The record is from RefSeq and is a predicted model, not a curated record.